Molecule: messenger RNA, 1709 nt
Organism: Megalops cyprinoides (Indo-Pacific tarpon)
Lineage: Eukaryota; Metazoa; Chordata; Actinopteri; Elopiformes; Megalopidae
Exons: 3
Coding region: 247-1257 (336 amino acids)
Biological process (GO): regulation of glycogen biosynthetic process
Cellular component (GO): protein phosphatase type 1 complex
Molecular function (GO): glycogen binding; protein phosphatase 1 binding
Source: RefSeq, a predicted model, not a curated record
UACGACUCUGCCGAGGAAUUACCGCAGUUAGGGAGCUACUGGUCAGUCGUAGAACUGCCUCGGACUAGAGAUCAUAACACUAUUUCGACUUUUAUUUAUUUAUUUACUUUUUUUUACUGCUUUAAGUGAUUUUAAACCAAAGGAUAUGUCUCUUUUUUGAAAAUUGAACCUCAUCACCUGAAUUGGUCCAGUUUUGUGUCGGUUGUCUAAUUUCCUGAUUCCAUUAACCGCGUGGAGCAGUUGAAGAUGAGCUGCACAGAAGUUUUGCACGUGUUGGGUGAGCACUCUUUACCACAACCUGUGAUGGACAGAGUCCCCGUAGACCUGGCUGUGCACCUGUGCCUGAGCCAGAGUCCGCCCUUGUGCCAGCUACUGGGUGUGUCCCCUUCUCUGAAGCCCCUGCGGCCCUGCAUCCAGCCACCGUCACCGGUUGGGAUCCAGGGCAGAGCCUGCCCCGUCCCUUCCCCCUCGGACUGGAGCCUCUCCCAGACAGGCAUCAGUGGAGACGGCACCAGCACCAAGAAGAAGCGUGUGGUGUUUGCCGACUCCAAGGGGCUGUCUCUCACCGCCGUGCGCGUCUUCUCCGAGAGGGAGGAGCCCCCGGCCCCCGAACGCUCGCCGAGCCUGCGGUUCCUGCGGGGGCCGGUGGGUGGUGGGCGGAGGCGCCUGAAGCUGGGCUUCGACCAGCCCUCAGCCGACUUCCAGUCCUUCCGCGCGCGACUGGAGGAGGGCCUGGUGCUGCUGGAGAGCUGCAGUGUGACGGAACGCAGCCUUAGCGGCACGGUGCGGGUGAAGAACGUCAGCUACGAGAAGACCGUGUGCGUCCGCGUCACCUUCGACUCCUGGCGCAGCCACCGCAACGUGGCCUGCACCUUCCUGCAGCAGCGGUACGGCGGCCCGGACACCGACGUCUUCGCCUUCGACAUCCCCGUCCCCGAUGAGCUGGACCCGCAGCAGCGGCUGGAGUUCUGCCUGUCCUACCUCCCAGGCGGGCACAGUACGCCUCUGUGGGACAACAACAAGGGACAGAACUACCGUAUCAUUGUCUGUGCAGAGUCUGAGGCGGCCUCUUCCAGGGCCGCCUCAUCCUGCCGUCCCCUUGUGCCAAAGUCUCAGUUUAGAGGCCUGUGGGCAGCUCAGUCCCAGAGCAAAAGGUAUCACCUGGACAACCCAGUGUACCACAGUGCACCCCAGUCCUGUGAGAUCUUGGUCUCCCAAAGCUGGGGCAGAUUAGAAAACAUUGCCCCCUUCUGGUAACAGAAAUUCCUCACUCAAAAAACAUCUAAAUCAAGUGCCAAAGGCUACUAUUUAUCCUCUGCUCAGAAAUAGUGCUAACCUGAAAUGGGGACCACACCAAGUUAUUAGAAGCUCUAUGCACCAGGGAUACAGUACUUCAGCUUUCAGUGGCCUGUAAGGAUUCUCUAGCAGAUAAACAUGCUGCUUACAGUUCCUAUUGCAAAUGGCUCCGAGCUGCAGACAUUCUGACCACGCCUGCAGUUCUUUUGAUGAGUAUGCCAACGGUGGACUUGUGUGAAGGAGGGAGUGAGAGACUGAAUUGAAACUCUACUGCUUUCCUCCUUUUUAUACUGAGCACUGAGCCAACAAAGUCUUUGCUGUGGUUCUGGGACCUGAAUGCACUUACCAGUGCAAUAACACUUUUUACAAAGUGCACUAAAUGCACGAGCCUUACUUUCCUUAUAUUUUUCCCU